This is a messenger RNA of Lachancea nothofagi CBS 11611, 690 nucleotides long. NCBI's taxonomy places the organism in Eukaryota, Fungi, Ascomycota, Saccharomycetes, Saccharomycetales, Saccharomycetaceae. The record is from the annotation of a GenBank genome assembly.
AUGUUUUUGAGCAGUCACAGCAGAAGUCUCAUGGUCAGGGCCUGUAGAUUCGGCAUCAGCAAAUUAAGACUGGUGCGUGCUUAUUCUACACCCAAAAGGCAGCCCAAAAAGGACGAAUUGCCCAGCUUCACAAAAAUAGCCGUAGUCGGAGUGCUAGGCACUAUUGUUUUCGUGGAAGCCGUAAAAUCGCUAGACAAGAAUAAACCCAAAAACUCGUACUCAGAGUCGGAGUUUGAGUCAGCGAUGCAAGGCGUGAGGCGUCGAAAAGUGAUGUUUCAGCCAGGCCAAGUGUACGUACAGCUAGCCACGGCAGGCGUCCCACUCGACGUUCUAAAGACUUCGAAUCCAGAACUCAAAGUCGUGAAUUCCAGUGAUGCGGUAGAACACUACCGUCAAACGAAAGACGACAAAUAUUAUGCUUUGUUGAACGAGCUCCAGGAGGCACAUGGCGAUAAGUAUCAAGAGCACUUGCCACAGGGCCUGAAGGUAAUGUUGGUAGGCCGCUAUCUACAGGAACAAUGUCAUGAUGGCGAUCAGGUCGUGGUAGCAGGGUUCCCGCUCAGUGUCAAGGACGCCAUCAAAUUUGAGAACGAAGUGUGCGUGGUUGAGAAAGUGCUGUUCUCCAAAUCGGACGUAGAAUCCGACUUGGCACGCUACUUCCAGACAGUUAACAAGGUUGAGGUCCUGUAG